GAAUGGACUGAUUAUACCUAGAGUAUAUGGUAUUAAACAGACAAGUCGACGGUGGUAUUUGCAUGCUUUGUCAUUCAUCGAUCCUCCACCCAUUCUCAAAGGGAAAUCAAAUCUUUCUAACUUUCUCCGGUGUAAUGAGAGGGAUAAUUCCCCCCUCCUCAUAUAAAUGAUCUAAUGCGUGAUCUAUGCAUGGUUUUAAAAUACCCGCAUAAUUACGACCCUCUUUAAUAUAACAUCACAAAGAAUCAGCCGACAUAAUAUUUUCUUUGUCCAGGCAUGCAAGGUUGUUUGAGGUUCGCAAACACCUCACAUCCGUUCAAUGACAAAUGAGACUCUAUCCUUUUCCUACACGCUCAUUCGACAUUUUGACUAUAGACGACUGGCAAAUAUUAUACAGGCCUAAGCUCGAUCCCUAAGCUGCGAAACUAUGUUCUCAAGGGUACCGUUUAUCGUUAUACUAUGGCUUCUUGCUGCAAUGCAAGAACUUGUAGGUGCUACUGCGACAAGACCCAACGUGUUAUUCAUUGUAAUAGAUGAUCUACGACCAUCACUUGGAUGCUAUGGGGGUCCCAUCAUAUCACCGAACAUCGACCAACUCGCAGCUCAAUCUGCUGUCUUUACCAACGCUAUGGUGCAGCAAGCUGUGUGUGCCCCCAGCCGUACAUCGUUCUUGACGGGGCGUCGUCCCGACACUACUCGGCUCUACGACUUCGGGUCUUACUGGAGGACACAUGCAGGCAACUACACUACCAUACCACAACACUUCAAAGAGAAUGGCUACAUCACGCUUUCGGUCGGAAAAGUUUUCCACCCAGGAAUACCUAGUGGAAGUACUGAUGACUUCCCAUAUAGUUGGACUCUACCUGCCUACCAGCAAUCAACACAAAGCUUCGAAGAUUCGAAGGUGUGCCCCGGCAAUGACGGUAACCUAUACAACAAUGUGAUGUGCCCUAUCGAUGUGGAUAAGAUGCCCGACAAAACACUUCCCGACCUACAGACACUCGAGACCGCCGAGAAUCUCAUCAAGAUCCUCUCUCCAAAACAAAAACAUGACGUCACAAAGCGUGAUGAUGCCUUUCAUCCGGGGCUGGAAGAUGCUCUCCACGGAAGGGAAGGUCGAGGAAAGAGAGCUCCUGUAGUGAGACUACCCUUCUUUCUAGCCGUCGGGUUUCGGAAGCCGCACAUCCCGUGGAAGUAUCCGAAGGAGUACAAAGGCCUGUAUCCGCUCGACUCGGUAGAAAUCGCUCCUGACCCGAACAUUCCCGACGAGCUGCCGAACGUGGCGCAGGUCGUUUUCCAACAGCUGAGACUACGGGAUGACAUCAAAGCGAUGAAUCUCAGUUUUCCGGUCGGCACCAUUCCUUUGAAAUAUCAUGCUUCGCUAAGGCAGAGCUACUAUGCAGCCACAACCUAUACGGACUACCUGGUGGGAAGGCUUCUCCAAGCACUUGAAGACGGGGGUUACGCCGAUAAUACAAUCAUCUCACUCGCAGGGGACCAUGGUUGGCAGCUGGGAGAUCACGGCGAAUGGAGCAAGUUCUCUAACUUCCAGCUGGCCACGAGAGCGCCGCUGAUGGUUCACGUGCCAGAGGUCACCGACCGGAAGUCUUCCACUACGAGGAAGUUUCCUCUCAUCGACCCGCUGUCACCUAGUUUUCAGGGUCAUCUGAAGGAAGAUGGAAUAAACGAGGUCGAUUCGAGAGUUGGCGAAAUAUUCUCCACACUACAAAGUCACCAGAGUAAAAAUGAAAUUGAUUCUAGGGUCGAUGACAGCUAUUUGAGAUUUUCACAUGACCAGACGGAUAAUGAAGUGGUCGAAUCGAGGAAAUCUCGGGGAUUGAAAACGAAAGGGAGAAAGGCACAAUCAGAGAACGUCCACCAGAUUGAUGAGUUUGUAGAGCUUGUUGAUUUGUUUCCGACUCUUGCCGAGCUGACAGGUCUCCCAGUGCCACCCGUGUGCCCGCCGAACCCUUUUAACGUGACCUUCUGCUCCGAAGGCUACAGCUUCGCGCCACUGAUCCAAUGUGCAGAAUGCCUGAACAGCAGCGCACGCCGCGGAGACUGCCGCGGUACUACACCGCGGGACAUCGUCCGGUGGAAAAAUGCCACGUUCAGUCAGUACCCUAGGCCUAGUGUAACGCCGGAUAAAAAUACCGACUUACCGGACCUGGACCUCAUCACUAUCAUGGGCUACUCAAUGCGGACAAACCGGUACCACUACACGGAAUGGAUCGGUUUUAAUCACACCACGUUCCAAGGGGACUGGUCAGACGUGAAAGCUAGAGAGCUGUACCUGAACGACUCGGAUCCACGUCAAGAUAAUAACGUUGCUAAUGAGGAAUGUUAUCGCAGUUUGGUGAGAAAGUUAAGCCAUCAGUUGCAAAGGGGAUGGAGAGAUAGCCUUCCAGUCUUUAAGACUAGAACCUAGAAGUUAUAAGUGAAGUAAAUUCCAUGUAUGUUACUACUUAUUAAAAGGGUCGUUUUUCAAGUCUUUCCCAGUAGAAAACCGCAGUGAUCCCCACCCCCGAUCUGGCUACAGAUGCGGUUCUAGGACACCUACCCCUGGACAUCCACCCCAGAUAACCACCCCAAGUUAACUACCCCCUAGGACAACUACCCCUUUAGGGCAACU
Molecule: messenger RNA, 2632 nt
Organism: Strongylocentrotus purpuratus (purple sea urchin)
Lineage: Eukaryota; Metazoa; Echinodermata; Echinoidea; Camarodonta; Strongylocentrotidae
Product: iduronate 2-sulfatase
Exons: 7
Coding region: 428-2428 (666 amino acids)
Molecular function (GO): iduronate-2-sulfatase activity
Source: RefSeq, a predicted model, not a curated record